Molecule: messenger RNA, 2032 nt
Organism: Ooceraea biroi (clonal raider ant)
Lineage: Eukaryota; Metazoa; Arthropoda; Insecta; Hymenoptera; Formicidae
Biological process (GO): detection of chemical stimulus involved in sensory perception of smell; sensory perception of smell
Cellular component (GO): plasma membrane
Molecular function (GO): olfactory receptor activity; odorant binding
Source: RefSeq, a predicted model, not a curated record
GUUAAAUUAAGGAAUUUUGCCUUGGAAAAUAUGCUAGAAGAAAAAUAUUAUAUAAUUCUUUAUUUGAAGAAGGAAAUAGAUAAAACCGCAUUAUCACGAUACAUCGCUCCCAAAUGCGUAUGAAAGCUCCAAUAAGAGUGACCUGUAUCGAUACUCAAUUUCUGUACAUUCAUCGAAUGUCUCUGGUCGCAAUCGGGUUAUGGCCUUACCAUCGAACAAUGCUUGUUCAACUUCAGUCUUGUGUGUUUUCUCUUACUACGAUUAGUUUUAUUAUAUUUCAGCUUACAACAUUUCUAACUACAGAAUGGACUAUUGACUUUAUCGUUGAAGUUCUUUCUGUAUCGCUUUUUACUCUUUUAUGCGCAAUUCAAUAUAAUUCUCUUUGGAUUAACACGCAUGUUGUGAAGCGUCUAAUGGAACACCUUCAGUACGUCUGUAGCGAGUUAAAGGACGAAAACGAAAUUGCUAUAAUAAAAAGAUAUGGACACAUUGCAAAAUGGAUUACAAUUGGAUUAACGUUAUCGGCGAUGUGUGUUUUAAUUAUCUUCACUCUUUUGCCAAUUCUGCCGCGGAUCUUCCGCAUCUUUUUCGUCGUAAAUAAAUCCGAGCCAUUUCGCAAUGUGUAUAUCACUGAAUAUUUUGUCGAUGAAGAAAAAUAUUUUUAUUUUAUUUUGCUGCACAUGUACGCAACCCAGUACAUAGCAGGAGGUACAUUACUAGCAGCAGGAAUAGUGGUAAUGGGAUACCUUACAUGUGUUUGUGGAUUAUUUAACAUUGCCAGUUACCGUAUCGAACAGGCAAUGCUGUUAAAUAGUGACGAAGUAACUAAUCGGAAAAACAAGAGGGAGAUCGACAAGAAACUAAGUCACGCAGUGGUCAUGCAUCGCACAGCUCUUGAGUUUACUGAUUUCUUUCUAUAUAAAUUCGAAGGAACAUACCUUCUUAUAAUAGCGCUUAUUGUAAUUUGUUUGAGCCUUCAUCUGUUUGGAAUCUUUUACAGCGUUAAUUUUGUAUUUAGGAUGGAAAAGUUUGUAUUGCACUGUAGUUAUGCGCUUGGCCUUUUAGGAUGUUCAUUAGGAGGCAACUACAUAAGUCAAGCAGUUUCAGAUCACUAUAAUUACAUAUUUUCAUCCGCAUAUAAAGUUCGAUGGUACAUUGCACCUGUACGCGUGCAAAGAUUAAUAUUGUUUCUUUUGCAAAGAGGCACUAAGCCUUAUAAUGUCAAAUUCGGUGGUCUAUAUACAACAUCUUUGGAAAACUUUGCCACGUUAUCAACUGCAUCAAUAUCGUAUUUUACUGUUAUUUAUUCUAUACAAAACUGAUAUUAAUAUCAGCUAAUAUUAUGUUAAAACUAACUAGUAAAUUAGUAAACUCAAAGUUGGGAACUUCCGUUCUUAAAAGUUUCGUUCUUAAAUAACUGGUGCCUGAAAUUGUCAGACAAUGAAUAAAGAGAAUGAAACAUCUUCAUUAUUUUUAAAUUCACUACGUUGCACGUAACAUCAAAAUAAACCUAAAGAUUAAAACUGGUGGGAUUUAUAUUUAGUAGCCACCGAUAAGAAGUUUUCUCCUAUUCGCACUUAUUUGCUAGUAAUAUUAAUUGAUACUAUAAUUAAACUUUUAUAAAAUUGCAUAUUACAAGAAACGGUCACAAUGGUGUUACAAAGUAGAUACCAUGCACAAAUAUUAUGGAAUAUAUAUAUCGCUAAUACAUUAUUUCCAUCAAUUGAUAAUAUUAUUCCUUUUGUUCACACUUGUUCAAUAUCUUACAAACUAUAACGUCAUUUUGGGUUUUUCAAGGCAUAUUAUGUCAUGGACAAACUAGACAGCACAAAUCGCGAAGGGCUUAGUCAUGGGACUGUAUCACAAUAAUUAUAACAAUCACAAUAAUAACAACCACAAUAAUUUUAUCUAGUUUGCAUUCACAGAAUUCACAUCGAUAUCAUUGAAAAAGUUAUUAGGAUAUGAAGAGAAAAUCGCCUUAUAGGAAAACAGUGAUUCACAAAAUGUAACAAAUAAAUAUUUUAUAUUUAAA